AUGGGCAAGGCGGCCGCCGCCGAGGCCGCCCGCAGUGGACGCAAGACGAUUUCCUACGAUGACGUUUCCCGUCUUGCCCAGAUUUUUGAUCGAUUUUCUUUUCUCCAGGACGUCCUUCCGCCCACAUCGACGACGGCUCUUCAGCAUGGGAGCUCGGCGCGGCGGCAGGCCACGACCAGGCGCGGGAUCCCCAAAAAAGCGUCUGAGCCGCUUUCAGGGCGAAGUAGGCCGAUUUGUAAGGACGGGGCCAUCUCGGGCGACGCCAAAACAGAAAAGGGAGGCUAUAAGCCCACCACGGCGCGGGCGGCUCACGCGUCUGUUGGAAUAGAAUCACCGAAUCAAAAGAAACUGCGGUUUUAA
Messenger RNA from Phytomonas sp. Hart1, 360 nucleotides. The record is from the annotation of a GenBank genome assembly. NCBI's taxonomy places the organism in Eukaryota, Euglenozoa, Kinetoplastea, Trypanosomatida, Trypanosomatidae.